Messenger RNA from Pteronotus mesoamericanus, 9814 nucleotides. RefSeq names its product tet methylcytosine dioxygenase 2 (gene TET2). Gene Ontology annotation, biological process: positive regulation of transcription by RNA polymerase II; myeloid cell differentiation. Gene Ontology annotation, molecular function: DNA 5-methylcytosine dioxygenase activity. Gene Ontology annotation, cellular component: nucleus. The record is from RefSeq and is a predicted model, not a curated record. Lineage: Eukaryota; Metazoa; Chordata; Mammalia; Chiroptera; Mormoopidae. The transcript has 11 exons. The coding region runs from base 492 to 6581 and encodes 2029 amino acids.
GCAGCGGAGGAGGAGGAGGAGGAGGAAAGCUCGGGCGACAGCCGCCUCCGCGAGCGCCGUGCGCCCAGGCCCGGCUGGCAUGCGAGUCACGUCCGCCCCCUCGGCGCGGCCGCCCCGAGACGCCGGCCCCGCCGAGUGAUGAGAACAGACGUCAAACUGCCUUAUGAAUAUUGAUGCGGAGGCUAGGCUGCUUUCGUAGAGAAGCAGAAGGAAGCAAGAUGGCUGCCCUUUAGGAUUUGUUAGAAAGGAGACACGACUGCAACUGCUGCAUUGCUGCAAGGCUGCGGGACGAGAACGAGGCUGGCCAACAUUCAGCAGCAGACCCUCUUAAGAUUGUUUACUUGCCCUUGUUCCUGUUGAGUGACCACGCUUGGAUGCAGGAGAUGGGCUCAGCAGCAGCCAACAGGCCAUGAUCCAGGAGGAGCAGUGAGGGACAGAGCUGCUGCAUUCACUCGGAGGGCAGCCUUGUGGAUGGCCCCGGAGCAAGCCUGAUGGAACAGGAAAGAACCAGCCAUGUGGAGGGCAACAGACUAAGUCCAUUCCCGACACCAUCUCCUUCUCCCAUUUGCCAGACAGAACCUCUGGCUGUAAAGCUCCAGAAUGGAAGCCCUUUAACAGAGAGACCUUAUGCAGAAGUAAAUGGAGACACCAAGUGGCAGUCUUUCAAAAGUUACUUCGGAAUACCCCCUAUGAAGCGAUACCAGGGUAGCCGUGUGAGUCCAGACUUUAUACAAGAAGGCAGAGGGUAUUCCAAGUGUUUGCAGAAUGGAGGAAUAAAACGCACAGUUAGUGAACCUUCUCUCUCUGGGCUCCAUCAGAACAAGAAAUUGAAACAAGACCAAAAGGCCAAUGGAGAAAGAAAGAACUUCGGGGAAAGUCAAGAAAGAAAUCAAGGCAAAGGCAGCAGUCAACCAAAUGUCUCCGAUUUGAAUGAUAAGAGAGAAUCUGUGAGCUCUGUGGCCCCAGAAAAUGCAGUAAAAGAGUUCACCAGUUUUCCAGCACAUAACUCAAGUGGGUCUGAAAAUCCAGAGCAUCAGAUUCUGAAUGAGCAGGAGGGGAAAAAUGCUAACUACCAUGACAAGAACAUUGUAUUACUUCUUAAAAACAAGUCAGUGCUAAUGCCUAAUGGUGCUACAGUUUCUGCCUCUUCCAUGGAAAACACACAUGAUGAACUCCUGGAAAAGACACUGUUUCAAUAUUAUCCAGGUUGUGUUUCCAUUGCGGUGCAGAAAACCACAUCUCACAUACAUGCCAUUAACAGUCAGGCUACUAAUGAGUUGUCCUGUGAGGUCACUCACCCAUUGCAUACCUCAGGGCAGAUCAAUUUGCCGCAGACCUCGAACUCUGAGCUGCCUCCAGAGCCAGCGGCAGUGGUGACGGAGGCCUGUGCUGCUGGUAACGUCAGUAAACCAGCUGCAGUGCUAGGGACCUGUUCCUUUCAGAAACCAGAACAACAAAAAUCAGUUUUUGAGAUAUGCCCAUCUCCUGCAGAAAACAGUAACAUCCAAGGAACCAUAAAGGUAGUAUCUGGUGAAGAAUUCUGUUCAGGUUCCAGCAGCAAUUUGCAGGCUCCUGGUGGCAGCUCUGAGCGAUAUUUCAAGCAAAACGAAAUGAAUGGUGCUUACUUCAAGCAGACCUCAGUGUUCACUAAGGAUUCCUUUCCUGCCGCCAUCACACCACCACCAUCACAAUUGCAUCCUUCUCCCCUCCCUCCCCUCCCAGAGGCUCCUCAGCUUCCUUCAGAAGGAAAAAGCACUCUGAACGAUGGCGUUUCAGAAGAACACCAUCACUACUCCAACCAAAGUAAUACAGCUCUUUUAAGGGAGGUGAAAAUAGAGGCCCAACCCGAGGCACCACCACCCCCGAGUCCUAAUCCAUUGACACAUGUGUCCAGCCGCUCCCUGGCACUUCCAGAAAGGCUUCGGAAUAAUUGUGUUAAUAAGGAUGACAUACGGACUCCAGGGACAGUAACGGUUCCAGCGUGUCCUGAGAAAACAAGGCACAUAGCAGAACAUCUCAAGCCUAGCCCACCAAUUCUUGCUCGCAGUGGAGUUCCACAGGACCACUUCCAGCAGUUGAUGGGGCACAAAGAGCAAGAGAUUCUGAAGGGUCAAGACAGGGAACCAACACAAGAUCUUGUGCUCCCAACACAGCCCUUCCUGAAACCAGGAUGGAUUGAAUUGAAGGCCCCUCACUUUCAUCAUCAAGCAGAAUCCUAUCUAAAAUAUAAUAAAUCAUCACUGCGGUCAAUUCUUCAGUAUCAGUCCAACUCCUCCAAUCAAAUGACCUCCAAACAAUACACUGGAAGUUCCAACGUGCCUGGGGGGCUCCCGGGACAAGCUCACAUCCAGAAGAUGGUGCAGCCAGAGCAGGGGCCGCAAAGGUACCAAGUCGAGAUGAAUCAAGGGCAGUCUCAAGGUACGGUGGACCAGCAUCUCCAGUGCCAGAAACCCUCACUCCAGGUGCACUUCUCCAAGACAGACCCUUCACCCGAAACUCACGUGCAGUUCCUGUGCACCCCUAGGUUUCAUUUUCAGCAAAGGCCAGAUUCCCAAACUGAGAAACGCAUGCCCUCGUCUUUAAAGCCACACUUGAAUCAACAGGCUUCAGAGACUGAGCCAUUCUCAAAUUCUCACCUUUUGCAACAUAAACCUCAUAAGCAGGCAGCACAGACACCCCAGAUUUCACAUCUCCCUCAAAACCAGCAGCAGCAAAAAUUACACAUGAAGAAUAAAGAACAAAUGCCCCAUGUAUUUUCCCACCCCCAAGGCAACAAUGCUCAGCAAAGAGAAGGAUCACUCUUUAGCCAAAUUAAAGUGGAAGAAUGCUUUCACGGUGAAAAUCAGUAUUCAAAAUCAAGAGAGUUUCAAACUCAUAAUACUCAAAUGGGGUUGGAACAUAUACAGAACGUGAAUAGCAGAAAUUCCCCCUAUCGUCAGAUCUUGAAAUCAAAUGCAAGCAAAGUACAGAUUUCUUCUUCCAACAAUACUCACCUAGCUUCAGAGACUACAGAACAGACUAUAAAUUCAGAACUUUUUGCAGGACACAAGACCCCAAACUUGCAUCACAUGCAGUUUUUUCCAAAUAAUGUGACCCCAAAGCAAGAUGCUCUUCACAGGUGCUUUCAAGAACAGGAACAGAAGCCUCAACAAGUUUCAGUUCUACAGGGAUACAAAAGUACAAACCAAGAUAUUUCUGGUCAACAAGCUGCACAACUUGCUCAGCAAAGGUACCUGAUACACAACCAAGCAAAUGCUUUCCCGGUACCUGACCAAGGAGGAAGUCAUAUUCAGACCCCUCCCCAAAAGGACAUUCAAAAGCAUGCUGCUCUAAGGUGGCACCUCUUACAGAGGCAAGAACAGCAGCAAACCCAACAAUCCCAAACUGAGUCUUGCCAUAAUCAGGCACACAGGCCAAUUAAGGUUGAACCUGGAUGCAGGCCCCAUGCCUGUAUGCACCCCAAGUCAGCACAGCCAGAAAACAGAACAUGGAAAAAAAUAAGCAAGCAAGAGAUUCCACCUCCAAUCUGCGAUAAUGUGCAGCAGAGGAGCAUUCUUGAGACCAUGGAGCAACAUCUGAAGCAGUUUCAGGUCAAAUCGUUAUUUGACCAUAAGGCUCUUACUCUCAAAUCACAGAAGCAAGUAAAAGUUGAAAUGUCAGGGCCAGUCACAGUUUUAACUAGACAAACCACUGCUGCAGAACUCGAUAGCCACACCCCAGCUGUAGAGCAGCAGGCAACUCCCUCUUCAGAAAAGACACCAACCAAAAGAACAGCUGGUUCUGUUCUCAAUAAUUUUUUAGAGUCACCUUCCAAAUUACUAGAUACUCCUAUAAAAAAUUUAUUGGAUACACCUGUCAAGACUCAAUAUGAUUUCCCAUCAUGCAGAUGUGUAGAGCAAAUUAUUGAAAAAGAUGAAGGUCCUUUUUAUACCCAUCUAGGAGCAGGUCCUAAUGUGGCAGCUAUUAGAGAAAUCAUGGAAGAAAGGUUUGGACAGAAGGGUAAAGCUAUUAGGAUUGAAAGAGUCAUCUAUACUGGUAAAGAAGGCAAAAGUUCUCAGGGAUGUCCUAUUGCCAAAUGGGUGGUGCGCAGAAGCUGCAGUGAGGAGAAGCUGCUGUGCUUGGUGCGGGAGCGAGCCGGCCACACCUGUGAGGCUGCCGUGAUUGUGAUUCUCAUCCUGGUGUGGGAAGGAAUCCCCCUGUCUCUGGCUGAUAAACUCUACUCAGAGCUCACUGAGACGCUGCGCAAAUACGGCACGCUCACCAACCGUCGGUGUGCCCUGAAUGAAGAGAGAACCUGUGCCUGUCAAGGGCUGGACCCAGAGACCUGUGGUGCCUCCUUUUCUUUUGGUUGUUCAUGGAGCAUGUACUACAAUGGAUGUAAGUUUGCCAGAAGCAAGAUACCAAGAAAAUUUAAGCUGCUUGGGGAUGACCCAAAAGAGGAAGAAAAACUGGAGUCUCAUUUACAAAACCUGUCCACUCUCAUGGCACCGACAUACAAGAAACUUGCACCUGAUGCAUAUAAUAAUCAGAUUGAAUAUGAACACAGAGCACCAGAGUGCCGCCUGGGUCUGAAGGAAGGCCGCCCGUUCUCAGGGGUCACUGCCUGUUUGGACUUCUGUGCUCAUGCCCACAGAGACUUGCACAACAUGCAGAAUGGCAGCACAUUGGUCUGCACCCUCACUAGAGAAGACAAUCGAGAAAUUGGAGGAAAACCUGAGGAUGAGCAGCUCCACGUUCUGCCACUCUACAAAGUGUCUGAUGUGGAUGAGUUUGGGAGUGUAGAAGCUCAGGAGGAGAAAAAACGAAAUGGUGCUAUUCAGGUACUGAGUUCCUUUCGGCGGAAAGUCAGGAUGCUAGCAGAACCAGUGAAGACAUGCCGACAAAGGAAACUAGAAGCCAAGAAAGCUGCGGCUGAAAAGCUUCUCUCUCUGGAAAGCAACGCAAAUAAGAACGAAAAGGACAAGUCAGCCCCAUCUCGUAUAAAACAGACUGAAAGUGCAACGCAGGCUAAACAGUUGGCAGGACCAGUCAUGCAGCAGCCCCAGCCGCCUCAGCCGCCCCAGCCGCCCCAGCCACAACCCCAACAACUACAGAAGCCACCUCCACAGCUACAGAAGCAGCCGCAGCUGCUGCAGCCACAGCCGCAGCCGCAGCCGCAGCCGCAGCAACCCCAGCAGCCGCCGCCACCCCAGCCGCCGCCGCCGCCGCCGCCGCCGCCACCACCACCGCCACCGCCGCCGCCACUGCCACAUCAUCCCUUGACUAUUAACCCGCAGUCAGAGGCUGUCAAUUCUUACUCUUCUUCUGGAUCCACCAAUGUAUAUAUGAGACGGCCCAACCCAGUUAGUCCUUAUCCAAGCUCUUCACAUGUAGGCACCAACUGUAUGAACUUCUAUUCCACCUCAUCCCAAACUGCGGGUUCAUAUUUGAAUCCGUCUAACCCCAUGAGCUCCUACCCUGGGCUUUUAAAUCAAAAUAACCAAUAUCCAUCAUACCAGUGCAAUGGAAAUGUAUCAGUGGACAACUGCUCCCGGUAUCUGGGUUCUUAUUCUCCCCAGCCCAUGGAUCUAUAUAGGUAUCCAAACCAAGACCCUCUCUCUAAGCUGAAUCUACCACCCAUCCAUACACUUUACCAAUCAAGGUUUGGAAAUUGCCAGAGUUUUACUUCUAAGUACUUAGGUUACGGAAACCAAAAUAUGCAGGGAGAUACCUUCAGCAGUUGUACUCUUAGGCCAAAUAUACACCAUGUAGGGACAUUUCCUCCUUAUUCCACACAUGAGAUGGACGGUCACUUCAUGGGAGUUGCCGCUAGAUUGCCACCCAACAUGAGCAAUCCAAACAUAGACUAUAAAAAUGGUGAACAUCACCCGUCCUCUCAUAUCAUGCAUAACUACAGUGCAGCUCCAGGCAUGUUCAACAGCUCUCUCCAUGCCCUGCAUCUCCAAAACAAGGAGACGGAUAUGCUUUCCCACACAGCCAAUGGGUUAUCUAAGAUGCUUCCUGGUCUUAACCAUAAUAGAACUGCUUCUGUCCAAGAAGGCAUAUACAAAUUCCAUGACGUGGGCAGUCAGGAAAAGCAGCCUUCUACCGCAGAGGAAAACGAUGAGGUCUGGUCAGACAGCGAGCAGAGCUUUCUGGACCCUGACAUUGGGGGAGUGGCUGUGGCUCCAACUCAUGGGUCAAUUCUCAUUGAGUGUGCAAAGCGUGAGCUUCAUGCCACAACCCCUUUAAAGAAUCCCAACAGGAAUCACCCCACUAGGAUAUCUCUUGUCUUUUACCAGCACAAGAGCAUGAAUGAGCCAAAACAUGGCUUGGCACUCUGGGAAGCCAAAAUGGCCGAAAAAGCACGCGAGAAAGAAGAGGAGUGUGAAAAGUACGGCCCGGACUAUGUGCCUCAGAAAACUCAUGGCAAGAAAGUAAAACGAGAGCCCCAUGAGCUGCACGAACCUUCCGAGCCCACUUACCUGCGCUUCAUCAAGUCCCUUGCCGAAAGGACCAUGUCCGUGACCACAGACUCCACAGUGACUACAUCUCCAUACGCCUUCACUCGGGUCACAGGGCCUUAUAACAGAUAUGUAUGAUGCCGCCCCUUGUGUUGGUUACCUCAUUUGACAAGACCACAACCAACCUGUCCAUAGUGUAGUUCUCAUGACAUGGGCAGUGGGGAAAGGAUACAGUAUUCAUGACAAACGUGGUGGGAAGAACCUCAGCUCACCAGCAGAAAAAGAGGUCAUCUCCCCAUAGCACUUAAUUUCCACUGACUCCUCAGUGGUCACAGAUGGCGCCUGGGCAAAAGACCAAAGCAUUCUAUGCAAAAAGAAGGUGGGGAAGAAGCUGUUCCACAACUUACAUUUUUAAACACUGGUUCUAUUACUGGACGAGAUGAUAUGUAAAUGUAACUUUCUUCCCCUUACAACUCUACACAUCUGUGACCACUUUUAAUAAUACCAAGUUUGCAUAGUCAUGACACAAAUCAAACAAGUACUGUAGUAUUACAGUGGCAGGACUCUUAAAUACCAUCUGGUGCUGAACAUACAAUGUACUGAAAUACUGGAAUUACUGCUUUUUAACAUGCAGUUUUUACUGUAAUCUUAAUAUUAACUUUUAUUUAUCAAAAUAGUUCCAUGAAACAAAUGAAUAGACAGCAAAACACUGAAUUUGUUCGGAUAUUCUAAGAAAUGGUGCUAAGAAAAUGGUGUCUUUAACAUUUAAAAAUUGAAUGCCUUUAUAUCAUCAAGAUGCUAUCAGUGUGCUCCAGUGCCCUUCCAUAAUAGGGGUACCUUUUCAUUCAAGUUUUUAUCAUAAUUACCUAUUCUUACACAGCUGUUUUUAAAAUGUGGACAUUUUAAAGGCCCCUGGAUUUUGUUCCAGUGAAGUCCUUGUAGGACAAUAAACGUAUAUAUGUACAUAUAUACACACACAUAUGUAUAUGUGCACACACAUGUAUAUGUAUAAAUAUUUUAAAUGGUGUCUUAGAAGCACUUUGCCUACCUAAGCUUUGACAACUUGAACAAUGCUAAGGUACUGAGACAUUUUUGAAAAAGUUUACUUUCCUUUUAAAAUUCAAAGUGGAUCUUUUUUAAGGAAAGGAAAGCUUUUAAAAUAUUUUUGCUUUUAUCCAUGCCUCUGCUGAUGAGCAAUGUGUCCAUUUUCCAUACAGCCAGUUAAAUCCAAAAGGGGGCUUACUGGAUUUAAAGGAAUACAUUGGUCUAUAAAACAUGUUUUCUGGUGCUCAUCUCACAUGCUAUACUGUAAAAGUUUUAUACAAAAUUGUAUGACAAGUUCAUCGCUCAAAUACGUAGUUUUAAGAAUUUUCUAUCAACUGCAGUAAUAAUGAACUGCAUGCCACAGACUCAACCAAGCUGUUCAAUGACGCAAAGCGAUUUUAUGGAUCUAUGUGCUCUUCAGCGAGCUGAAUGUCAGUCUGCCUUUUUGUUGAUAAUUGUACAUUGUGAUGUUGUCAUUUCUUAGCUUAAGUGUCCUCUGUACCAGGAAGACCGAGCAGACUGAUGCCUGCAUAAGAUGAAUAAACAGGGUUAGUUCCAUGGGAAUCUGUUAAUUACAAGGAAAAAAAAACAGGCAGCUAGUUUGCUGUGGUGGUUUUAAAUGAGUAAUUUGUAUAAAGAAGAAGUCAAAGAGAUGUAUAGUAAGUAAAUUAAUUGUAAACAAAACUUUUUUAACACAAUGCUUUAGUAUUUUAGUACUGUAAAAAUUAAAUAUAUACAUAUAGAUAUAUAUAGAUAUAUAUAUAUAUAUAUGGAUUUGAAGCAGAAUUCACAUCAUGAUGGUGCUACUCAGCCUGCUACAGAUAUAUUAUAAUGUGAGCUAAAGAUUCAUUAAAGGCUUGAGUGAUGUUCCUACUUGUCAUAUACCUCAACACUAGUUUGGCAAUAGGAUAUUGAACUGAGAGUGAAAGCUUAUAGCAUCGUGUACCAUCAUUUUUUUUCCAAGACUUUCUUUUUUAUUAUUAAAAAGCAUAACUUCUUUUCAAUACUUGAUUUCUUAGCAAGUAUAACUUGAACGUCAACCUUUUUGUUCUAAAAAUCAGGGAUAUUUCAGCUCAUGUUCUCCUUCUGCCAACAUGUCACCUGUGUUUAUGUAAAAUUGUUGUAGGUUAAUAAAUAUCUUCUUUUUCAGGGAUUUAACCUUUUUAUUUUGAAUCCCUCCUAUUUUGCUUGUAUAUGUCCUAAUGUAACUAAAACUAAUUUUAUAAAUCUGUUGACUCUUUUUAUUGUAAAGAAAAGCAUUUUUAAAGUUUGGGGAAUAUUUUGGCUGUGUCAAGCAGGAAAAAAAUUACAUGAAAAUAGAAUGCACUGAGUUGAUAAAGGGAAAAUUGUAAGGCAGGAGUUUGGCAAGUGUCUGCUGGCUAGAGUCUUUCAACUCUCUAAAUAAAGAUGUUUUGGUCCUGUAAUCAGGACAGGUACAGAUCCAUAAGGACUUCCCCAAAAAGGCAGAACACUUAGGUGUAUGGUGUCCCCUCAGCUGUAACAAUUACAUUUUGAUCUAAGUACAUUUUUUGCUUACUAAUAUUACAAAUAAAUUCUUAAUCAAAUGAAGACUUUGAGUUUUAUUGGUCAAAUCUUUCUUUAUAACAUGGCUUCUGGCUUUAAAAACUUUCUCUAGUUUCUGUCUGUGACCAGUUUGCAAUCAUCUCAAAACAUUUGUGUAUGUUAAACCACAUGAUUUUAGUAUUUUGCAUAUACUGUAUAUCUAACCCCAAAUAUUUGGCUACUAUGUGCACAUUUGUUGGUUUUGAAUCAGCCAUCCCUAUAUGAAUAUUUGAUUUUUAUAGUACCCACUGUCACUUGUCAAACUGCUGGCCAGCAAGAGCAGGAAGUAUAGUUACGGGGGUUGGGGAGAGGUUAGGUAGUGAGAAGAAGUUAAGUGGCAUAUUGUAAAUAUCAGAUCUAUAAUUGUAAAUAUAAAACCUGCCUCAGAAUGAAUGGAAAGCAGAUCUCCUAUUUGCUUAUAUAGGAAUAUCAGGUUGACUAUGUAGCCAUACUUGAAAAUGCUUCUGAGUGGUGUCAACUUUACUUGAAUGAUUUUUUCAUCUUGAUUGACGCACAGUGAUGUACAGUUCACUUCUAAAGCUAGUGGUCAACUUGUGUAGGAAACUUUUGCAGUUUGACACUAAGAUAAUGAGCUCUGUGUGCAUUUUUCUAUGCUUUUCUAAAAACUUAGUUUCAUUUCAUUUUCAUGAGAUGUUGGGUUGUCUAUAAAAUCUGAGGAUGGUUAUAAAUACUGUAAGUAUUGUAAUGUUAUGAAUGCAAGUUAUUUCAAAGUGUUUAUUAUUAUAUCAUUCCUGAUAACGCUA